GAUCUUUAAUCAAUAAAAACCAAAUUAUAUGUUAAAAAAAAAAAAAAUGUGUUUCUCUUGUCCUCUCUGUUUCUUCAUGUUCUCUGAAGCUGGCUUUCUAAUAUGAGCUUCAAAAGAUAAAAGUUGUUUUGAUUUGUUUUGAUCUGUUUGUGGCCCAGAUUGAUACCGUUUGUGAUAAUCCGAUUUGAAUUGACUUUUGAUCUGUUUUCGGGGUUUAAUCAACUGGGUGUUCUUGAUUUUGGGUGAAUUGUAUUGGGUUUUGAUCAAAAAACGAUCUUUGAUUUGCGAUGGUCUAUAUGCAGAACUCAAUCUCGGUCCGCAACUCCAUUGACCAAAGCUUAGAGAUGGCGAAUUGUGUGAAUUCAAGUGAUUUUAAUCCGAAACCAAGGCAAAAAAAGAUACACAGUUCUCCAAAUUGUUCAAAAACACCCUCUUGUGAAGGACCAAGGUUUAGAUCAGCUGUUGUUGAUGUGGUAAUUUUGCUAGCUGUUAUAACUGCUUGUGGCUUCUUGUUGUUUCCUUAUGUUUAGGUUGUAAUAUUUACAUCAAUUGAAGUAUUUGUUCCUGUGUUUUAUCUUGUUAAAGAGGAGGUGAUUGGGAACCCGAUUAUAUAUGCGUCAAUAGGUCUUAGCGUUUGUUGUGUUGCCAUAGCUGCUUGGAUUGUAAUUUUGUGUACAACGAGGAAAUGCGGGAACCCUAAUUGUAAGGGCUUGAGGAAGGCUGCUGAAUUUGAUAUUCAGUUGGAGACCGAGGAGUGUGUCAAGAAUUCUGAUGCUUUGGUUAAGGAAAGUGGUGGUGGUGUUAAAAAUGGAUUGUUUGAGUUGCCUCGCGAUCACCAUAAAGAAUUAGAGGCAGAGCUCAAGAAGAUGGCGCCACCUAAUGGUCGUGCAGUGCUUAUUUUUCGUGCUAGGUGUGGAUGUUCUGUUGGGAGAUUGGAGGUUCCGGGAACGAAGAAGCAUAAAAAAAUUAAGAAGUAGGAGUUAAAUAAGGGAUUGGGAUUGGAUAGGGAGGGUAAUUCAAUCGCUACAGGAAAUGAAGAGAAGUGUGGCUUUUGCUUCUCUGGUUAGUUGUUUCAGAACUAUAUAAAUUGUUGUUAAAUAAAGCUCAUCAUGGCAAUAAGUUGUAACGGAUUAUAUACAGCUGGUUACAGUGGGGAAUAUAAGAAUCUUUUUCUUGCA
Messenger RNA from Pistacia vera, 1178 nucleotides. RefSeq lists its product as uncharacterized. NCBI's taxonomy places the organism in Eukaryota, Viridiplantae, Streptophyta, Magnoliopsida, Sapindales, Anacardiaceae. The transcript has a single exon. The record is from RefSeq and is a predicted model, not a curated record.